AUGUACGACUUCGCCGUCAUGUGGGAAUGGGUGGGCUUCGCCGUGCGCUGGCUGCACGUCAUCACGGCGAUCGCGUGGAUCGGCUCGUCCUUCUAUUUCAUCGCGCUCGAUCUGGGACUGCGCAAGGCGCCGCACCUGCCCCGGGGCGCCCAUGGCGAGGAAUGGCAGGUCCAUGGCGGCGGUUUCUACCACAUCCAGAAAUAUCUCGUCGCGCCCGAACAGAUGCCCGACCAUCUGACCUGGUUCAAAUGGGAGAGCUAUGCGACCUGGCUGUCCGGCGCGGCGCUGCUGAUGAUCAUCUACUGGGUCGGCGGAGAGCUUUACCUUCUCGAUCCGACCAGGGCCGAACUGUCGCUGUGGCAGGGCAUCGCCAUUUCCGCCGCCUCGAUCGGCAUCGGCUGGCUGCUCUACGACCAACUCUGCAAGUCCAAACUGGGCGACUAUCCGACCGCGAUGAUGCUGGUUUUGUUCGUCAUCAUCGUGGCGAUGAGCUGGGGGCUGAACCAGGUCUUCACCGGCCGCGCCGCGCUUCUGCAUCUGGGCGCCUUCACCGCGACCAUCAUGACCGCCAACGUCUUCUUCAUCAUCAUGCCGAACCAGCACAUCGUGGUGAACGAUCUGAAGGAAGGCCGCACGCCGGACCCCAAAUACGGCAAGAUCGCCAAGCUGCGCUCGACCCACAACAACUAUCUGACCCUGCCGGUCAUCUUCCUGAUGCUCUCCAAUCAUUUUCCGCUGGCCUUCGCCACCGAUUUUGCAUGGAUCAUCGCGAGCCUGGUCUUCCUGAUGGGCGUGCUGAUCCGGCAUUUCUUCAACACCAUGCACGCCCGGCAGGGUCAUCCGCACUGGACGCUUGCCGCCUCGCUGAUCCUGUUCGUCAUCAUCGCCUGGCUGUCGACCGCGCCGAUGCUCGACACAUGGGAGGAGGCCGAAGCGCGCGCCCUGACGCCCCAUGAACAACAGUUCGCCGAUGCCGAAGGCUUCCGGAACGCCUAUGACAUCGUGCUCGGCAAUUGCGCCAUGUGCCACGCACGCGAGCCGGUCUGGCAGGGCAUUUUGUGGCCGCCCAAGGGUGUGGUCCUUGAAACCGAGGCCGAUGUCGCCCGCCACGCGCAGCAGGUCUUUCUUCAGGCCGGCGUCACCCACGCCAUGCCGCCGCCAAACGCCAUUGCGACGAUGGACGACGAAAGCCGCGCCGCGCUGGCGGCAUGGUAUCGCAACGCCACCGCCGGCGACAGGGCGUUGAGCCGAGAGAAUAUCGAAAAUCUGAUCGCCGCCGUCGCCCUGCGCGACCGCAAGGCGCUGACGCACCUCUACGCUCUGACGUCGGCGAAACUGUUCGGGGUCUGCCUUCGUGUCUUGAAAGACAGACAGGAUGCCGAGGAUGCGCUGCAGGAAGCCUACAUCAAGAUCUGGAACGGAGCCGGCCGCUACGGCGCCGGAGGCUACAGUCCCAUGUCGUGGCUGAUCGCGAUCGCGCGCAACACCGCCAUCGACAAGGUGCGCGCCCGGCGACCCGACCCUGUCGACAUCGAUGAAGCCGCCGACCUGUCGGACGAUGCGCCGGGUCCGGAAGCGACCGCCAUCGCAGCCUCCGAGGGCCGGCGGAUCGAUCUGUGUCUCGACGAGUUGGAUGCGCGCCGCGCCGAUGCGGUGCGCGCCGCCUAUGUCGAGGGAUAUUCCUAUCAGGAACUGGCCGACCGCCACGCUGUGCCGCUCAACACGAUGCGGACCUGGCUGCGCCGGACGAUGAGCGCCAACGAAACCGCCCGUCCCGACGAUGCAACCGUCGCCGAAUAUGUGCUGGGUACGCUGCCCCAUGCCGAGCGCGUCGCGUUCGAGAAGCUGUUGCGCGACGAUGCCGCGCUGCGCCGCGAUGUCGCCGACUGGAGCAACCGUCUUGCCCCACUGGCCGACGAGAUCGAAGCGAUCGAGCCGCCGGCGGCCGUUCUCGCCAACAUCGAGGCGGCGCUGUUCGAACCGGCUGCCGGCCCCGCUCCCUUCUGGCAGCGGCUCGGCGUCUGGCGCGGGCUUGCCGUCGCUUCGCUCGCCGGCAUGAUCGUCUUUGCCGGCCUUUAUGCGCAAACGCUGCAGCCGGACGAUCCGGCAACCCGCCUGAUCGCCACCGUCUCGGGCGCCCAGAGCGACGUGCGACUGGCGGCGCUUUACGAGCCGGAGACGCGCACCUUGCGGUUGAACCGGCGCGCCGGCACGCCCGAACCGGACCGGGCAUUCGAACUCUGGCUGAUCGCCGGCGAUGCGGCGCCCGUUUCGCUCGGCGUGCUGCCGCAGAGCGCCGCCAUCCUCGUCGACGUGCCGGAAGCGCUGGCCGGCCGCAUCGGCGAUGGCGCGGUCCUGGCCGUCAGCGACGAGCCGGGCGGCGGCUCGCCGACAGGACAGCCCACCGGGGCGGUGCUCGCGACCGGCGAGAUCACCGCACUCUGA
Effrenium voratum is the source of this 2445-nucleotide messenger RNA. The record is from the annotation of a GenBank genome assembly. NCBI's taxonomy places the organism in Eukaryota, Dinophyceae, Suessiales, Symbiodiniaceae.